UGUUAAUAAAUGCUCUCAUCCAUGUGAGAGAGCCGGGAAAAAAGGGGAUUCAUUUCAUUUUCUUGUUGUCUGUCUUUCUCUAAUCGCUCUAUAUAUCAUCCUUCAUCACUCAUUUAUGCUUCACUUGUUAAUAUUUCUACAACUGGUAGCCAAAAACACCAUUCCUUUGUUCCUCUGAUGAUGACCAUGUGAUGAAUGAUAUAUUCUCUUACUAGCUUCUCCUUCAUUCUGUAAUAAGAUUUUAGAGAGAAAAAUGGGUAGAUCACCGUGCUGUGACAAGAUGGGUUUGAAGAAAGGGCCAUGGACAUCAGAAGAAGAUCAGAAACUUUUGGCUUAUAUUGACGAACAUGGGCAUGGAAGUUGGCGUUCAUUGCCUGAGAAAGCUGGUCUCCAUAGAUGCGGCAAAAGCUGCAGACUAAGAUGGACUAACUACCUAAGACCAGACAUCAAAAGAGGCAAAUUCAACUUGCAAGAAGAGCAAACCAUUAUUCAACUCCACGCUCUCUUAGGAAACAGGUGGUCGGCGAUAGCGACUCAUUUGCCAAAGAGAACAGACAACGAGAUCAAGAACUAUUGGAACACUCAUUUGAAGAAACGGUUAGUUAAAAUGGGGAUAGAUCCAGUGACUCAUAAACCCAAAAACGAGACUCCUCUGUCCACUCUUGGUGGUUUAUCAAAGAACGCAGCUACACUUAGUCACAUGGCUCAAUGGGAAAGUGCUAGGCUUGAAGCUGAAGCAAGGCUAGCUAGAGAAUCAAAGCUUCUUCAUUACCAAACCAAAGUUUCAUCAUCUCAUCAUGAACAUCUAAACAUCAUCUCUUCAGAUCAACAAAAACAACAACAGCUUGAUUCUCCGACAUCUACAGUGUCAUUCUCGGAAGGAAAGACAGAGUUUGUAGGAUCAUCAUCAACGUGUCUAAAUAUGAUCAAAGAAACAGAAAACGAUUGGAUCAGUUCAACGAUUCACGAGUUUGAAGGAGUCGAAGAAGGGCUCACGGGUCUCUUGCUAGGUGGUGGCGGUUCACUAGGCCCGAGUUUCUCCGCUGAUAAAAACGAGACGGCCGGCGAUAGUAGUGGUGGUGGUGGUGGUGAGUGCAACAAUUACUACGAGGAUAACAAAAACUAUUUGGAGAGCAUUUUCAGCUUUGUUGAUCCUUCGCCGUCCGAUUCAACGCCUAUGUUCUGAAUCAAGGGCCGAUGUCUCUCGGAAAUGUUUUUGAUUCUUUUAGUUUCUACUUUUUUUUUU
Messenger RNA from Brassica napus (rape), 1246 nucleotides. Its product is annotated as transcription factor MYB34-like. The coding region runs from base 254 to 1186 and encodes 310 amino acids. The transcript is spliced from 4 exons. NCBI's taxonomy places the organism in Eukaryota, Viridiplantae, Streptophyta, Magnoliopsida, Brassicales, Brassicaceae. The record is from RefSeq and is a predicted model, not a curated record.